Molecule: messenger RNA, 1744 nt
Organism: Nelumbo nucifera (sacred lotus)
Lineage: Eukaryota; Viridiplantae; Streptophyta; Magnoliopsida; Proteales; Nelumbonaceae
Source: RefSeq, a predicted model, not a curated record
AACUUCGUGGUAUACCCACCACUGAUAAAAUACAUGGAUCCCAUACUGAGGUUGAAUAAUUUUGGGGCCAUGUAUUUUAUGAUGACUGAUUUGCAGUGUUAUAAUUGGUUUUACAGCCUUCUCGUUAUAAUUGGUUUUACAGCCUGCUCAACUACUAUUGCAUUCUGCUAAGUACAGUAUCGUCUUGGUGCAUUUCUCAGCUUGCGCCUAUCUUGCUACAGGAUCGUCGGAGGUUUUCAGUAAGCAAUGGUCAUCACAGCGUCACUUAGGGUUUCGUUUCCGUGUAUUCCUACUGUUAAACCACGACAGAAUUUCACAACUGAGAGGUCGAUUCUAAUGGACAAUGGUCGCAUGGCUCUUGGGUCCUCACAAAUCAUUCGAGCACAGCAGUCAGCGUCAAAGGAUGGAAAUUCUACACUUCCUCCAAUGGUUGAUUCCAAAGCUAAUGCACUUGAGAUCAAGGAAUGGGAAGCAGGAAGACUUAUAGAUGAAAUAGCUUCUAGUCAGGGUAUCAGAAUUAGGAGACGGCCACCCACUGGACCCCCUAUGCAUUAUGUGGGCCCCUUUGAGUUCCGGUUGCAGAAUGAGGGCAAUACUCCUCGUAACAUUCUAGAGGAAAUAAUAUGGAACAAGGACAUUGAAGUAUCAGAAUUAAAAGAAAGAAAGCCAUUAUCUCUUCUGAAGAAAUCUCUUGAGAAUGCUCCGCCUGUUAGAGAUUUUGUUGGUGCAUUGAAGGCAUCUCAUAUGCGAACUGAUUUACCAGCUCUAAUAGCUGAAGUAAAGAAGGCUUCUCCAAGCAGAGGCAUAUUGAGAGAGGAUUUUGAUCCGAUUCAAAUAGCUGAAGCUUAUGAGAAAGGAGGAGCUGCAUGUCUUAGUGUUUUGACAGAUGAGAAGUACUUUCAGGGAAGCUUUGAAAAUUUAGAGGCAAUACGGAAUUCUGGAGUAAAGUGUCCUCUUCUCUGCAAAGAAUUCAUCAUUGAUGCCUGGCAAAUUUAUUAUGCUCGGACAAAAGGGGCAGAUGCAGUUCUUUUGAUUGCUGCUGUAUUGCCUGAUCUUGACAUAAGCUACAUGACUAAGAUAUGCAAAAUACUUGGCUUGGCUGCAUUGGUGGAGGUGCACAAUGAAAGGGAAAUGGAUCGUGUUUUAGGAAUUGACGGAGUGGAACUCAUUGGCAUCAACAACCGUGACCUUGAAACAUUUGAGGUUGACAUUAGCAACACAAAGAAACUUCUUGAGGGAGAGCGUGGCAAAUUGAUCCGGCAGAAAGACAUAAUUGUGGUUGGGGAAUCUGGGCUGUUUACUCCAGCUGACAUAGCUUAUGUACAAGAAGCUGGAGUUAAAGCGCCUUCAGGAACCCAUUUGACGAUGCAACUAUUGAACCAUCAAGCAGGGUCCAGUUUUCUACCAUUUCUGGCCCUCCUGAGGAUCCAACACAUUGAUGUUUUGGUUGGGGAGUCAAUUGUUAAACAAAAAGAUCCAGGUUUAGGAAUAACUGGACUAUUUGGCAAAGAUAUAUCUUCAUGAGUACUAUCAACUGCCUGCACCAUUUUUGUUUUCCUUAUUUUCCUUUUCUUUAUUCUGGCUUUGUGGAAAUAUAAACUGUUAUAUUUAAUUUUUUUUGAUAGGUUAUAAACUGUUAUAUCUAUUGAACUCUGAAAAAAGUAAUUUAAUUACCAUUAUGUUGAAUUCACUUGUAUUUAUAGUUGGGAGGCUUCAAAAAAACCAAAAGAAAAUUGUACUUGUA